Messenger RNA from Aspergillus niger, 360 nucleotides. RefSeq lists its product as hypothetical. The record is from RefSeq and is a predicted model, not a curated record. The coding region runs from base 1 to 360 and encodes 119 amino acids. Lineage: Eukaryota; Fungi; Ascomycota; Eurotiomycetes; Eurotiales; Aspergillaceae. The transcript has 2 exons.
AUGGCGGCCCAAGGGACAACCAGUCGAGGUUUCCAGACUCUGGGUGGAGUUCGGGUCAGGGGGAUGUCCCGAUUGCAACAUGACUGCUGCUCCAGAAUGUUUUAUCUCCCCUUCGCUGCUGCUAUACUUGGUUCCCGUGCAUCGUCCAUCUUGCAUGAUAGAUCGGACCCAAUCGUACUAUCUGUUGUGUAUCCACUCGGUUCGCUUGCACGGCCACUUCUAUUUGCACUCAUGAAAUCGCUUCAUGGUCCAUGGCCGCAUCGCUAUGGAAAGAACCCAGGCAGCGUCUCGGCCUUCCCGGAUCAAAUGAUCCGUAGUGACACCAAGAGACACGCUCACUGCAGAGAUUCUCCCGAUUGA